AUGGAUACUGUAGAUGAAGAUCCAUCCGAAACCCAAUUACCGGAAAUUGUUGAUGAAUUAGAUUAUCAAUACAGAACUGCAAACUGGCUUAUUAAGACCAGAGAGCCAUUUUGCCUUGGAGAUGAUGUGAGAGGACAACUUAUGUCUCUCUUACGCAAACAAAGUGAAUUUUCACGGACGUUGUUUAAAGAUAAAGGUGUUUUUAAAGUUCCGUUUAAUGAAUCUAUGCUAUUUAAAGAAGACGGAUACGGAGAGUAUGCUUUAGAUUGGUUUCCUCCAAGUGAUCAAUCAAUAAUCCCAACCAAUAUUGUUGUCUAUGUUCAUGGAGGGUAUUGGCAGUUGGUUGGUUGGGAAGAAUCCAGUAGUUGGGCAGUUCCUGUUACAAAUGCUGACAGUAUAUUCGUCUCUUUGUCUUACAGGUUAGCUCCAAAAGAAAAAUUGGAGGCGAUGCCACAAAGCCUAUGUCUCGGAAUGCAAAAAGUUAUAACUCUUACGCAUAAAAUGUUUGGUAACUUAGAUUAUACGAAGCUCCGCAUAACCCUAGUUGGACAUUCUGCCGGUGCACACUUAGUUCUGGAAAUGUUAUAUUGGGCUCAUAUGGAACUCAAAUCAAACAAUAAUUGGCUAUGCUGUUUGCAAAACCUUGUUUUAAUGUCAGGAGUUUAUGACCUACGUCCAAUUAUCCACACUUACGUAAAUAAAGCAAUAAAGUUCAAAACGGUUGGGGAGGCUUUGUCUGUCAGUCCAAUCCGACACUUCAUGCAAGACGGUCCAAAUCUACUGCUCAGUAAAUCACUUCAUUGGAUUGUUGCUUGGGCAGAGUACGAAUCACCAGCUAUGAAGGAACAAUCUAAAUCCCUAGCGGACUUGUUGAGUAAUGCAUCAAGAAGUGAACAGGGUUCACAUUUGCAAUUUACCUAUGAAACGUUUUACAUGUCAAAUGAAGAUCAUUUUACUUCACUCCUCGGUCUGCAUGAUGGUCCAACUCACAGUGCCAUCCUCAAAAAAAUCAUAGACCUGAUUAAAGCCAAGCCUAUUUAG
This is a messenger RNA of Schistosoma bovis, 1041 nucleotides long. The record is from the annotation of a GenBank genome assembly. Lineage: Eukaryota; Metazoa; Platyhelminthes; Trematoda; Strigeidida; Schistosomatidae.